AUGGAAGGCAAGGUGAUUUUGAGGAGCUCAGACAAUCAAAAUUUCGAAGUAGAUGAGGUUGUGGCCAUGGAGUCGCAAACCAUAAGAGAUCUCAUUCAACUUGCAGGGAAUACAUCUACUUCUCAGCCUGCCAUAUCACUGGCAAAUGUUUCCAGUGACAUUUUGGCCAUGGUUAUCGAAUAUUGCAAAUAUCAUGUACAUGCAAAAAAGUUAGAUUCAGGUAUAUCAGCUGAAGAUGUGAAGAAAUGUGAUAAAGAGCUGGUAGCUGUUGAUCGGAAUACCGUGUUAAAAUUGCUAAUGGCUGCUAAUUAUUUGAAUAUAAAUGGUCUUGUUGAGUUGACAUGUCAAGCUUUGGCUGACGACAUUGCUUCCUGUAAAGGUGCAGACGAUAUUCGUCAAAAAUAUAACAUUAAAAAUGAUCUUGAAGAGGAUUAG
Cryptomeria japonica (Japanese cedar) is the source of this 435-nucleotide messenger RNA. Its product is annotated as SKP1-like protein 1B. Gene Ontology annotation, molecular function: cullin family protein binding. The transcript is spliced from 2 exons. The coding region runs from base 1 to 435 and encodes 144 amino acids. NCBI's taxonomy places the organism in Eukaryota, Viridiplantae, Streptophyta, Pinopsida, Cupressales, Cupressaceae. Gene Ontology annotation, cellular component: cytoplasm; nucleus. Gene Ontology annotation, biological process: SCF-dependent proteasomal ubiquitin-dependent protein catabolic process. The record is from RefSeq and is a predicted model, not a curated record.